CCAUUAUCCCAUAAAUACCCUUUUCAUUUCUGCUAUCUGCAGCAUAUACUGCAAGGCUAAAACCGUAACAUCAACUUAAUACCCUGUCGGUAUCAUGCGCAAACCGCCCCUUGCCGACUCCAUCAGCUGGCAGAUAAACAGAAGCCAAUAACCCAGAAAUACCAACAUUUACACCCGCAGAUGCUUUCUUGAGCCUUUUUCACCGUGCUAUCGUGCGCCAUGGUUGGAGAUGUGACGGGAGGCGUAAACUCCACUGUCACCUCUGCCGCCGCCGCGUCUCCUGGGUCGUCUGCAAAGGCGGCCCAGUCACAGGCGCGGAGAGGGGGAGGGGGUGUAGCGGAGGCGCAGUACGUGUCGGCCAAGACUUCUGUGUGGUGGGACAUAGAAAACUGCCAGGUGCCUAGGGGCUGCGAUCCCCACGCAAUUGCCCAGAACAUAAGCUCUGCUCUUGUCAACAUGAAUUACUGUGGGCCUGUCUCCAUCUCCGCCUACGGCGACACCAUUCGAAUUCCACAAUCUGUACAGCACGCCCUCUCCAGCACCGGCAUCGCCCUCAACCAUGUCCCUGCUGGGGUGAAAGAUGCGAGUGACAAGAAAAUUCUAGUUGAUAUGCUUUUCUGGGCAGUAGACAAUCCUGCCCCUGCAAAUUAUUUGCUUAUUUCUGGUGAUCGGGAUUUUUCUAAUUGUCUCCAUCAAUUACGCAUGAGGAGAUAUAAUAUACUUUUGGCACAGCCGCAACAAGCAUCGGCACCUCUUACUGCUGCAGCAAAGACUGUGUGGCUAUGGACAAGCCUUUCAGCUGGAGGAGCCCCACUUACUAGUGGUGAUUCAACACAACUAACUAAUGUUAGUAGUAAAUGCAUUGCUGUAACAUCUGAAAGCAGAUAUUCUGAACCCAUUCAACUUAGCUCUGGAAGCGUUUCUUUGGGAAAUCCCAAUUCAAUUACUAAUGUAAGGGUCGGCGAUACUAAGUUUAAAGGAAAAUAUGUUCAUAAUGCCCUGAAUCAGCCUGGCAUAUCAAGAGCCUUUAGUGCGCCAGUUGGAAUUCAAGAAACUAAGGGCAACAGUUACACUUAUCAAUCAGAAUUCACACAAACAAAGCAGUUUAAGAAAGCUCCACAUGAAUUCUUCAGAGGCAGUGGGCCUGUUGUCUCUGCAAGUUUGUCUACACCCAACUUCCUUCCUGGUAAUUCUGACCCUGCGGGGAGUAAUGACAGCAAUCCCAUAGGUAGUGCUCAGAAUCACUAUACUCAACUUGUGAGGCCUAAUAACUUCUCUAUGCAAAAACUUGCUUUUCCACAUGGUAAUUUUUCAAUGAAUCCCAGACCUGAUGGUAUUAAACUUUCUUUGGCAUCAUCUACAAAUGUGCUUGAUAUUGGUAAACUAGGUAUACCUGAAUGCCAAGCUGCUCCUAAUUUCCAUCAGCAAGCUUUGGAAGAGUUAAAAAAGGUCUCUUUUGAGUCUUCUAAUCUCAGUACCUUAAAUGUACCACGUAAAGGCCAUAUGACAUGCAACAAUCAAGCAAACAAAUGGCAUCCUUGUGGUCCUGAAUUUCCACCUCCUCCAUUCUCCCCAGCAUCAGCAGUUGGCAACACUGCCUUCAGUAGUGGUACCUGGGGAACUCAAGGAAGGCCACCACCUUCAGAAUAUAUGCAAGGUUUUAUUGGUAUUAUCUUACUGGCUUUAGACACCCUGAAAGCUGAAAAAGUUAUGCCUACUGAAGCAAACAUAACUGACUGCAUUCGUUUUGGAGAACCAAAGUGCCACAGUACUGAUGUACGAAAAGCACUGGAUAGUGCAAUUGAGCAAAAUAUGGUAGUUGAACAAAGGUUAGGUGCAUUGCAGCUUUAUGUUGGUAAAAAUGACAAACUCUGGAAGUGUGUGAACACUACAGGUGGUAAUCCUGACCAGUACCCAAAAGCAACAUGGGAUGAAAUACAAAAGUUCCUAGCUUCCUCUGCAGGGCGAUCAGCCAUAUUAGCUUCUCAUUGCAGAUAUGAAGCAGCAUUGAUACUGAGAAAAGCAUGCUUGAAAGACUCUGCUUUGGGUGAUGUACUCCAGAUCUUGAAUAUGGUAAUUUUUCCAAAAAAAUGGAUUAUUCAUCAUCCUUCCGGAUGGCAACCGAUUGCCAUUACCCUCCAUGACUAAAACAGAGGCAGAUACCACGCUAGGUGGCCCUAUGAAAAUGAUGGUCACAAAUGCCAGGUACAUAAUAUAUUUGAUCUGAGUGAGUAUUGCAGUUGAGCAGGUUCUGGGGAUGUGGAGGCCAAUUGAAAGAACUACUUUGGAUGAGUAUCUUAAAAGAUACUUUGAUGAUUGAAUCAAGUAGGCUUAGGUUUUAUGUCUUAUUUUAUUCUAUAUUUUGUUGAGCUCUAGUGAGCGUCUAAAGGGAGAAGGAUGUUUAGGGUAUGGUGCAUGUUAUGGACAGUAUGAAAUUCUGUAAAGUUGCAGAUUUGCAAUUAUAGCUUCUGUGCCAUGGGUGAAUGUUGAAGAGGUGGUGCUCAUACCUGAAUUUUCAGGGCUUUUUUUCAUUACAAACUAUCUACUAGAUAAGAUAGAUAGUCAAUGGUGAAUAUCCCCGAAAGGUUUGGUGACAGCCUUUACUUUCGAGGUACAAUGUGUUGUGCAGGAGGCACUGCUGGGGAAGCAAGUUUUUGGGUUUCGGUAAAUCAAUAGUCAGUCUGCAACAAGUUGCAAUUGUAGUGUAGUUUUAAUAUUUUUGGAUUACGGCCAGCACUAUUAAUGUUCUUCAUGUGAGAUGGCCUGUUGAAGAGCAAGUAUGGGAGUAAUUCUGAAGUGAUGAUUACAAGUAGGGAUUUUAGUACCGUACUUCAUAGAUGAGUGGUGGAGCAUAGAAAGGAAAAAAAAAAAAAAAAAAAAGGUCGACUACAAAGGCGGAGCAGAAAAAGAUGAAGCGGCUGCAGCCUGCACAUGGUAAUGAAGUAUUGAAAUUAGGUUCGCAUCUGGAAAUCUUUUACUGGAGGUAAACUCUUGCUCGAAGCAAUGGUUAUAAGCAUAUACUGUAAUGAGAGAUAUUGUUACCACAAAUACUGUCUUUUGUUUCAUAGUUGGUUGUAUCUCAGCGUCUCGUGGGGAAUCCACGUAUAGUUUCGUAGAGUAUGAUUUUCUAUGUUUCUUUUUAGCAAAUUCUGCUCAUCUUUGUGAAUCUAUUUUAUCGAGACUUUGGAAACCUGGUAUCAGCAAAGAUUAGGAAGGGUAAAAUGGGUACUGUUGUUACUUUUAAUAGUUUAUUUUCUAUAUCCAACGUAUUUUUAGAAA
Molecule: messenger RNA, 3279 nt
Organism: Hevea brasiliensis (rubber tree)
Lineage: Eukaryota; Viridiplantae; Streptophyta; Magnoliopsida; Malpighiales; Euphorbiaceae
Exons: 3
Coding region: 220-2148 (642 amino acids)
Biological process (GO): regulation of gene expression
Cellular component (GO): peroxisome
Molecular function (GO): RNA nuclease activity
Source: RefSeq, a predicted model, not a curated record